ACUGCGGAACUUUAGAAAGAAUCGGUUUAGACGGGAAUCAUUUAAGGUCGGAAUAAAAAGCAUUAAAAAAGGUUGCCCUUUCGGCUCUUGCUUUAUCCCUGUUCCCUGCAUAGUGGAGUAGCACUACCAGUCACCCACACCAUUGGCUUCCUUGCUGCUUGCAACCGACUUUCCAAUGGCAAUCCCAACUAUUGUGCUCAUCCCGUUCUGCGUCACCGGCCACCUAACGUCCAUGGUCGAAGCCGGCAAGCGGUUGCUCAGCAGUAGCAGCCGCCCCUUGUCCCUGACCAUGCUCGUGACGCCUAUGUCGAUGGACAAACUGACAUCCGAGCUUGCCGACAUCAUACGCAGGGAAACAGAGUCCGGCUUCGAGAUCCGCUUCCACCACCUCCCGGCCGUGGAGCUCCCCCAGGACUUCCACGGAGCCGAGGACUUCAUCUCCCGCUUCGUCCAGCUCCACGCGCCCGGAGCAAAAGCGGCCAUCUCCGGCCUCGCAUCCCCUGUCUCCGCCGUCGUGAUGGACUAUUUCUGCACGACGCUGUUCGACGUCACCCGCGAGCUCGGCCUGCCGGCCUAUGUCUACUUCACGUCCGCGGCCUCCAUGCUCGCGCUCAUGCUACGGUUGCCGUCGCUCGAUAAGGAGGUGGCCGUGGGCUUCGAGGAGUUGGAUGGCCCAGUGAACGUCCCCGGGAUGCCGCCGGUGCCCGCGGCUUCGAUGCCGAAGCCCAUGAUGAAGAAAGACGCGAACUACGCGUGGUUCGUGUACCACGGCAACCGCUUCAUGGACGCCGCGGGCAUCAUCGUCAACACGGUGGCGGGGCUCGAGCCGGCCAUCCUCGAGGCGAUCGAAGGCGGCAGGUGCGUCCCGGGAGAACGCCGCGUGCCAACGGUGUACCCAAUCGGGCCGGUCAUGUCGUUCAAGAAGCCGACAGCCAAGGAGCCGCCGCACGAGUGCGUCCGGUGGCUCGAGGCGCAGCCGCGUGCCUCUGUCGUGCUGCUCUGCUUCGGGAGCAUGGGUACUUUCGCGCCGCCGCAGGUGCUGGAGAUAGCCGAAGCCCUGGAUCGAAGUGGGCACCGGUUCCUGUGGGUUCUCCGCGGCCCGCCGCCCGGCAAUUCGCCGUACCCGACGGACGCGAACUUGGGGGAGCUGCUGCCGGAGGGGUUCCUGGAGAGGACCAAGGAGAAGGGCCUCGUGUGGCCGAAAUGGGCGCCGCAGCAGGAGAUACUCGCCCACCCCGCCGUGGGGGGGUUCGUGACCCACUGCGGGUGGAACUCGACCCUGGAGAGCCUGUGGCACGGCGUGCCGCUGGUGCCGUGGCCGCUGUACGCGGAGCAGCACCUCAACGCGUUCGAGCUCGUGUCCGUCAUGGGCGUGGCCGUGGCCAUGGCGGUGGACACGAAGCGGGACAACUUCGUCGAGGCCACGGAGCUGGAGCGCGCGUUGCGGAGCCUUAUGGAUGACGGGUCCGAGGAGGGGAGCAAGGCGAGGGAGAAGGCCAUGGAGGCGCAGGCUCUGUGCCGGAGUGCCGUGGAGGAGGGCGGGUCUUCGUACACCGCGUGGCACAAGCUCGCCCGAGAGGUGUCACGGGACUGAGGAAUGUGGGAGACCGGUGCGCUAGUAUUUUACGGGGCAAGAAGUUGUAAAUGUCGGACAUCAUCAAGUAGUGUACUCGUGAGUAUAUCAUUUGGCAAAGAUAAUCAUGUCUUUCUUGAGUUUCACCAUGACUUAAUUUUGGUUAAGGACCAAAGUUCUACUUCAAGGCACUAGAGAGCAUUUAUCCUCUCUCAUCGUCCAAGUAUCUUCCUCUCAAGAAGUCCAGAAGCAUGGGUUGGUGCGGUCAAAUCAACUUUGGCUAAAUGGGAUAGCCGGCUGGGUCAUCCCUCUUUGGUCAUCACUCAGAAAAUUCUUAGUCAUGUUAAGUUGAUAGUGAGUUGGUGUGUGUAACGCUUUUCAAAAAGCAAAAAGUCACCAAUUACCUUAUUCUAGAUUUGUAGUGAACUUGUGUUUUCAAAUGCGUGGGUUCCUGCCCCUAAUUUAGUAGGUCGACAUAAGUAAUAUGUAGAUCUCCAUCGAUUACUGUAAUAAUGUGGAUUAGAGAAUUUCGUUGCAAUAAUGAAACAU
Messenger RNA from Brachypodium distachyon (stiff brome), 2122 nucleotides. Its product is annotated as anthocyanidin 3-O-glucosyltransferase 2. The record is from RefSeq and is a predicted model, not a curated record. The transcript has a single exon. Gene Ontology annotation, molecular function: UDP-glycosyltransferase activity. Bases 176 to 1594 code for a protein of 472 amino acids. NCBI's taxonomy places the organism in Eukaryota, Viridiplantae, Streptophyta, Magnoliopsida, Poales, Poaceae.